Molecule: messenger RNA, 1170 nt
Organism: Helianthus annuus (common sunflower)
Lineage: Eukaryota; Viridiplantae; Streptophyta; Magnoliopsida; Asterales; Asteraceae
Exons: 1
Coding region: 1-1170 (389 amino acids)
Source: RefSeq, a predicted model, not a curated record
AUGGGAUUUCGCAACAAGCAAUUUCCGAAUCAUGUUUGUCGCCUCAAGAAGUCCUUAUACGGUUUAAAACAGACACCUAGAGCAUGGUACCAGCGGUUUAUAGACUAUGUCCUACGAAUGGGUUUUAUUCAGAGAAAAAGUGACAAUUCUCUCUUCAUCUUACAUCAUCAACAACACACUGCCUACCUUCUCCUUUAUGUUGAUGAUAUACUACUUGUUACUUCUUCGGCUCACCUUUGUCAACAACUCAUGGAUAGCCUCGCAAGCGAGUUUGCUAUGAAAUAUCUCGGUCCUUUGAGCUACUUCUUGGGCAUUACGGUUACUAGGCACAAGGAUUCCAUGUUUCUCUCUCAACAGGCAUAUGCUUAUGAUAUUAUGCACCGAGCAGGUAUGCGAUCAUGUAAACAAGUGGAUACGCCCGUUGACACCCAACCCAAACUAUCGGCCACAUCCGGAGUCCCAUUUGACGAUCCGUCAUUGUACCGUAGCUUGGCAGGUGCUCUUCAGUACCUCACUUUCACCAGACCUGAUCUGAGCUAUGCAGUCCAACAGAUUUGUAUGCACAUGCAUGCGCCAAUGAACUUCCACUGGCAGGCUCUAAAAAGAAUCAUUCGAUACCUACAGGGCACGACAUCAUACGACCUCACACUUGAACCGUCUUCUUCCGUGACUAUGACUGCUUACACCGAUGCUGAUUGGGCUGGCUGCCCUGACACACGUCGCUCAACUUCCGGAUACUGCGUUUAUUUUGGACCCACUCUCCUUUCUUGGUCCUCUAAACGUCAACCUACAGUCUCUCGGUCAAGUGCAGAAGCUGAAUACUGGGGGGUUGCUAACGUCGUUUCAGAAAUAUGUUGGCUUCGCAACCUUCUUCUAGAGCUUCGUCACCCGCCUACGAAAGCCACCCUGAUCUACUGUGACAAUGUCAGUGCUGUUUAUCUGUCAGGCAAUCCAGUUCAACAUCAACGCACCAAGUACAUCGAAUUGGAUAUUCACUUUGUUCCUGAACAGGUUCAACGGGGUCUAAUUCGUGUGCAUCAUGUUUCAUUUCGCCAUCAGAUAGCAGAUAUCUUUACCAAAGGGCUCCCUCGUAAUCUGUUGAAGAUUUCCGUUCCAGUCUUAGCAUCCGUAAACCUCCUGCUUCGACUGCGGGGGUAUCUUAGCCUAUGA